This is a messenger RNA of Aspergillus puulaauensis, 792 nucleotides long. RefSeq lists its product as uncharacterized. The coding region runs from base 1 to 792 and encodes 263 amino acids. Gene Ontology annotation, cellular component: intracellular anatomical structure. The record is from RefSeq and is a predicted model, not a curated record. Lineage: Eukaryota; Fungi; Ascomycota; Eurotiomycetes; Eurotiales; Aspergillaceae. The transcript is spliced from 5 exons. Gene Ontology annotation, molecular function: oxidoreductase activity, acting on NAD(P)H, oxygen as acceptor.
AUGGUCCUCUCUAAGCCCAAUGAUGCCCCCGUGCAAACGCUCUUCGAUCUGACCGGCAAGGUCGUCGCCAUCACUGGCGGCGGGCGAGGAAUUGGUUUAGCUGUGGCUACUGCAUACGCUGAGGCCGGGGCCAAGAUUGCCCUUCUCUACCGCACAACGACAACCACCGUCAAGACAGCAGAAAAUAUCGCUUCGGAAUACCAGACCAAAGCUUGCGCCUAUCAGGCCGAUGUCACAGUGCCGAAGGAAAUCUCCGCAGCAAUUGACCAGAUCGUCCAGGACUUUGGCAAGCUGGACGUGAUUGUAGCCAACGCAGGCAUCUGCUCCGAGCACGCGGCUGAGGAGUACACCCCCGAGGAGUUCCAGGAUAUCAUGAACGUCAAUGUCAAUGGUGCAUUCUACACUGCGCAGGCUGCCGCAAGAGUCUUCAAGAAACAAGGUUUCGGAAAUGUGGUCAUCACAGCCUCAGUCAGCGCGACACUUGUGAACACCCCCCAACGACAGGCUUCUUACAAUGCAUCAAAAGCCGGAGUGCUGCAGCUGGCCAAGUCACUCGCCGUGGAGUGGGUGGACUUUUGCCGUGUCAACUGCGUCUCGCCGGGCUACACACAGACUCAGAUGAUGGAGUAUGCGUCCAAGGAGAUGCUCGACAAGUGGUUGGCUCAGAUUCCGGCCCGUCGGUUUGCGUCGCCGUAUGAACUCAAGGGAGUUUACCUGUUCUGCGCGUCGGAUGCGUCGAGCUAUAUGACAGGUUCGAAUAUAGUCGUGGAUGGUGGAUUUACUUUGCCUUGA